Molecule: messenger RNA, 2565 nt
Organism: Daldinia caldariorum
Lineage: Eukaryota; Fungi; Ascomycota; Sordariomycetes; Xylariales; Hypoxylaceae
Product: glycoside hydrolase family 2 protein
Exons: 2
Coding region: 1-2565 (854 amino acids)
Biological process (GO): carbohydrate metabolic process; glycoprotein catabolic process
Molecular function (GO): beta-mannosidase activity
Source: RefSeq, a predicted model, not a curated record
AUGGCGUCCCGCACUGUGAUCCCAAUCGACAAGAAUUGGGAGUUCAAGCAGGCCGACAAGGAGAGCAGCAAGUAUCUACCUGUAUCUCAAUUCCCUACCAACGUGCACCUCGAUUUGCUUGCUCACAAGCUUAUACCCGAUCCUUAUAUCGGAAAGAAUGAGCUCGACGUACAAUGGGUCGGCGAAACAGUCUGGGUCUAUAGGACCAAGUUUAUAUCUCCCACAGUGGAAGGCUCUGCGAAAGCUAUCCUGGCAUUUGAUGGAUUGGAUACCUUUGCGACUGUGGUGCUUAACGGAAAGACCAUUCUCGAGACUGAGAAUAUGUUCAUCCCCGAACGCGUCGACGUUACAGAGCACUUGAAGGAGGACGAUGGAGAGAACGAGCUCGUUCUCACAUUUGAUAGCGCCUACCUGAGAGGCUGGAAGUUGGUUGAGAAAUAUCCUGAUCACAAAUGGGGAUGUUGGAACGGCGACAACUCAAGGCUGGCCGUGCGGAAGUCGCAAUAUCACUGGGGCUGGGAUUGGGGUCCGGCGUUGCUAACUUGCGGCCCCUGGAGACCGAUCAAUCUAGAGGUCUACGAAUCGCGCAUCGCUGAUCUGUGGGUCGAUAUCGAUGUUGAUAAAUCUCUCAAAUUUGCUACUGUUACAACACACGCUUCUACAGAAGGCAAAGCCUCACAGGUUUGGUUUGAUAUCUCCUUUAAUGGUCUACCUAUCGUGGGCCAGGCGGUAGCAUCCGGUGGAAGCGCUACAUUCACUAUUGACAAUCCGAAGUUAUGGUAUCCGGUACGAUAUGGCAAGCAACCUCUAUAUACAGUCACAGCCACACUAGACGAAGACGGCAAGAUCAUAGACAGCGUGUCGAAGAAAAUCGGUCUACGGAAAGCAGAGCUCGUCCAGAGACCACUCAAGGGAGAGCCCGGCACGUCAUUUUUCUUUGAAAUUAAUGGAAUUCCUAUUUUUUGCGGCGGUAGUGACUGGAUCCCGGCGGAUAAUUUCAUCCCGCGGAUCAGCAAAGAGAGAUACUACGAGUGGGUCAAGUUGGUGGCAGAUGGCAACCAAUUCAUGAUUCGAGUAUGGGGAGGGGGUAUCUACGAAGAACAGGCCUUCUACGACGCAUGCGACGAACUCGGUAUUCUCGUAUGGCAGGACUUCAUGUUUGGCUGCGGCAACUACCCUGCCUGGCCAAGCCUUCGAGACUCGAUCAAACGCGAGGCGGAAGAGAAUAUUAAGCUGUUAAGACAUCAUCCGAGUAUUGUGAUUUACGCUGGUAAUAACGAAGACUACCAGUACGCAGAGAGCGUCAACCUUACAUGGGAUCAGGAUAACAAGGAUGCAGAAAGUUGGCUGAAGACCGACUUUCCCGCCCGGUAUAUCUACGAGAAGAUUCUUCCCGAUGCAUGCCGGGAACUAGCUCCUUCUGUAUACUACCAUCCCGGAAGCCCCUGGGGAGGGAUUGACACGCGUGAUCCCACUGUAGGUGAUAUCCACCAGUGGAAUGUCUGGCACGGCACGCAAGAGAAGUAUCAAAACUUCGACAAGCUAGUUGGACGCUUUGUGUCUGAGUUUGGCAUGGAGGCAUUCCCAUCGGUCAAGACGAUCGACGCUUUUCUCCCUCUAGGUAAAGACGAUCCUGAUCGGUAUCCUCAAUCGUCUACAAUAGACUUCCACAACAAAGCAGAAGGGCACGAACGACGUAUCGCGUUGUAUCUAGUUGAAAAUAUGCGGUAUGCCCCAGACCCGCUGGAGCAGUUCGUUUAUAGCACACAGUUGAUGCAGGCUGAGUGUCUGGCGUCAGCUUACCGACUCUGGAAACGACAGUGGAAAGGUCCAGGGCGCGAGUAUUGCGCUGGCGCACUUGUAUGGCAAAUCAACGACUGCUGGCCGGUCACCAGCUGGGCUAUCUGCGAUUAUUAUCUUCGACCUAAGCAUGCUUACUUCACUGUCAAACGCGAGAUGGCGCCGUUAUCGGUUGGCAUGACACGGCGUGAACACAAAUACCCGCGCAAUAAAUACACACGCGUGGACAUCAAUACGAAAAUAGAGAUUGAGAUAUGGGGCAGCAAUCUGACUCUCGAGGACCUAACAGUAGACUGCGUGGUAAAAGCUUGGGAUGUUGAAACGGGGCAGGAAACUUAUAGCGAAACUAUUAACAAGGGACCUCUCGUCCUCCCCAAGAACCAAUCUACCGAGAUAGUUGCUUUCAACGUGCCAGAGCCGAAGAAGUGCGAGGGCAUCGAUGCUUCGCGCACUAUCGUCGCUGCGUACCUAGUAAGCCGCGAUGAUGGCACGCAACUUGCGCGCUAUGUCAACUGGCCGGAGCCUCUCAAGUAUCUACACCUUGCCAAACCGACACAGCUACGCGCCGAGCUGAGCGAUGAUUUCACCGCCGUGCAUGUUUCUGCCGAGGUCCCUGUCAAGGGUGUCGCGGUCGAGAGCGAGGAUGACGAUGUCAGGUUUGAGGAUAACCUCAUCGAUAUAGUGCCUGGAGAGGUGGUGAGUAUCAAGGUGCGCGGUGCGAAGAAGGAUACUGUUAUUACGACUAGAUACUUGGGUAUGAUUUAG